Vollenhovia emeryi is the source of this 2413-nucleotide messenger RNA. It is a transcript of the gene Sans, whose product is annotated as Usher syndrome type-1G protein homolog. Gene Ontology annotation, molecular function: protein binding. The record is from RefSeq and is a predicted model, not a curated record. NCBI's taxonomy places the organism in Eukaryota, Metazoa, Arthropoda, Insecta, Hymenoptera, Formicidae. Bases 280 to 1749 code for a protein of 489 amino acids. The transcript is spliced from 7 exons.
GCGGCAAAUCGAGUCGGAGCGGAGCGGAACGAGACGGAGCCGACUGAUGAGGGGCGUGCGGAGGGACCGUGGGCCUCCGGCCCCCAGGUGUUAUUCGCCGCUCGCCGCUCGCGCUGAAGCAGUGCACCGCCGGACGCAGUCGAAACGGUCGUUCCGUUGCCGUCGCGCUUCCCCGCGCGAAUCCCCGAUCGGGACCCCCGUCGAGCGUUUCCCGGAGUUUCGCGAGCAAUGCUGUCCGACUAGCCGAAUAUUCGCGGGGCAGAGAACGACGCGCGCGAAAUGUCGUCCGAGCGAUUUCAUAAGGCCGCGCAAGAAGGCAUAUUGGACGUUCUGAAGGAAGCAACGAGAAAGGACUGUAACGCGCGAGAUGAAGGAGGAAUGACCCCGACAUUAUGGGCAGCCUUCGAAGGCCACGUAGACGCUCUGAGACUGCUGGUCGCCAGGGGAGGCGAUCCGGACAAGACCGAUUAUUUCGGAAAUACAUGCUUGCACCUGGCGGCGGCGAGGGGCCACGAGUUCUGCGUGAAAUUCUUGGUGAAAUUCGGCUGCAAUAUCUGGUCGCUGGACAUCGACCGACACUCCGCCCGUGAACUCGCGGCGAUAAACGGCUGCGAGAAGAUCCUGCAGUUCCUAGACGUUGCUCAGGCCGAUCAGGAAUUGAAUAAUCGCAAGAAAAGCCGGUUGCUCCGGGAAAAGGCGGAGAGAGAUGCGGAGAAGAGACUGAAGGAGUACAUGAAAAAGCAAAAAAUGGCCGAAAUUCGGGCGGAAAAGGAGCAGAAGAAACUCAUAAAGGAUCGUGCUAAAUCAGACUUUGACGCAAUGAAUGAGUUGAACUCUCAACGGCCCGGGGUACUGACCUUUAGAGGCCGAAUGAAACCUUCGCCAACAUUCAGCGACAUCGUCGGUACGACUACAAAGAGACACGGUAGCACAGUUUGUCGGAAAGCUUUAGCAAAAAAAGCCGUCAACGAUUUUAAAGUCGUGGAGGUCGAAGUGAAUGGAAAGAAGUCUGUUCGAAGUCUCACUGGCGUGCGACGGGAUUCUGAAGUUAUGUACGUAGGCACAUACGACACUCAGCCUCAGCACAUAGGCAUCAGAAGAGGAAGGAUCUCUGACGUAUGGGGCACUCUUAGUAAAUCGCAGAGCACGCCCGAUCUCUUAGGUGAAAGGAUAUACGAUGAGGAGGAGGAGGACAGGGAGGUAGAGAACUUGAGUGUUACGAAGGACACCGCUUUUCUUCAGGAACCAGCCAGCAUCUUUAACCGACCCGGUUUCGGUUCGGUGGCUUUCAGAAGGGCGAUAACAUCUACACUGGACAAUCUGCCGGUUACUCAGACGGAUAUACAACUGCAAAACAAUAAUUUCUCAGUAAAUGGUUCUACAAAUGGAUCCAUGAACAGUAACAAGUUUAGCCCGAACGGACAUAACGAGGAGAUCAGUAUAGGAAGUGCCGGCAGUUUGGCACGCCGGCAAAGCUUGUGGGAUGAGGAUCUUCUUUCGGAAGGUGAGGAAACGGAUGAGGAAUGGACACCUUUGCAGAGAUUUUUGGUUGCUAAUAAUCUCACGUCCAUACAUCCAAUCUUGGAAUCGGAGCAAAUCGAUCUGGAAGCUCUGAUGCUGCUCACUGAAACCGACAUAGCGGCUCUCAAACUACCGCUCGGUCCCAGACGGAAGCUGACUAAUGCAAUCGCAAACCGGAAAAAAGCGCUGAGCACGCCGGAGAGUGUGAUUAAGGACAGUAGAUUGUGAAAAUAGUAUAUUACAUUAGCCAUAGAGAAUGUAUUGCUAUUAACGAAAUUAUCCGUCCAUUCGCAAAUACGGUUAAGUAGUUAUUAAUGGUUUGUGUGCAAGAGAUAGAAAUAGGGAAUAGUUGUCCUAACGUAAAACAUAAAAAUUAGGUUUUUCGGGAAAAUCGUGCAAAUUAAUUAGAUAAUAUAAAAAGUUAUGAAAAUUCUUAAAUCAUUCAAUAUCAAAAGAUUCUUAAUAUCAAACGUCUUUGUGCCUUGUAAUUUUAUAGUCUAUCUAUUAUCAACAAUUAUUUUCCUAUUAUUUUACGACUAUAAAAUACAUACAUUAUAAUUUUAAUUGAUCUCACUGGCUAAAUUGUACGUAAUCAUAUAAAUAAUCAUCAGAAAAGUUUACAUCAAAAGUCAGAAAAGAUAAGGAAGAAGAAGAGAAUUGAGUACCGACGUCACUAAAUAAUAGAUAAGAUAGAACAAACAGUUCAUGCCAUAAUUAAAGAAACAACAAUUCAGUACACUAUAAUACACUGCCAUAAAAUGUAUUAUCGAUAUUAUUUUACUCAACAUCAGCAUGACCUAUUACUCUAAUUAGGUGUAUAUAUCUCAUAUUGUACUAUACAUAAAAUCUCAAAUUUUCAGAUAUGUAAUAAAACGAUACAUUUUUACCAUAA